AUAUUAUACCCCCAGGCGCACGAUAGAAUCUGUUAUGGGACCUUCCGUUUUCCUCCAAUACUUAAGCCUAUCGUGAUCUCAAAUCUCUAUCAUAGUAGUCCCUCAGAUCUUUGAACCUUGCUCUCUGUUUGUUUUCUCUCUCGAAAUCUUGCCGUCUAGGUAUUGCUCUCUCGAAGCGCCUUUUUAAGUUUUUCGCUUAAAAGAUCGCCGGGUUUCGUCGAUUUUCGAUUAAUUUCAGGUGUCAAGUAUUUUUGGAUUGUUGCUUGUCUGAUAAGUUUAUUCAAGAAAAUUAGUUUGUACGAAACUCAUAAUCAGCAAUGGGGGGAUAUGAUAGAGAGGAAGUUGAUGAUUAUGAUGAUUAUGACAUGGAAGGUGAAUAUCAAGAUGAAGAUGUUGAGGAAGAAGAGGGGGAAGAAUAUGAAGAAGAGGAAGCUAGGCAACCUACACAAGAAGAGAUGGAAUAUCUAGAGUUAAGGCAGCGGCUGAAAGAAUCUAUCAGACGAAAGAGGAAACAAAGUGGUGCUGGCCUUUCUUCUCAAGAGAAAGAGAAGAGGCUUCCAUAUGACAACUUUGGUUCCUUCUUUGGCCCUUCUCAGCCAGUUAUUGCUCAAAGAGUUAUCCAAGAGAGCAAGUCAUUAUUAGAAAACCAGCAUUUGGUUUCAAAGAUGUUGAGUUCCAGUCAAUCUAGUAAAAAGAACUCUGUUUCAAACAGUGCUGGAUCAAAGCUUGGACAACGUGGUCAGGUACCCAAAGCUACAAGUGAGCUCAGAAAGAAAGUUGAGAAACUGAAGGUUGCAAGAGAUUACUCAUUUCUAUCAGAUGAUGCAGAGGUUCCAGCUCCUCUGAGAGAGCCUCCACCUCGAAAUGUUAAUGUUCCAACCUCUGAGGCACGAUCAGCUCAAAUGCCGCCAAAAAGCAAACCACCAUUGGGCAGCAACAGCAAUAAUGGCAGAAAUGUUCGAGGCAUCCGUGAAGAAAGGAAACCAGUUCCUUUGAAUGGUCAAAUGCAUUCUAAAGCUGGUUCCUACAAGUCUUCUGCCAGUAAACCAAAUGUGAUAUCAAUGGAUUCCAAAAAGCAGCUUGGUGUUAAUAAUGGUAUUGGGCCUGGACGGCCUGUUGGUGUCAGCAAUGGUAUCGGGGCAGGCCGGCCUGUUGGUGUUAGCAAUGGUGUUGGGCCUGGCCGGCGUACUGGGCCUAAAGCUGUGCCUUUGAAGAUGCCUAUUGCAAAGAUUGAGAAGAAGAUUUCUGGGCCAGCUGCUAGGAAUUUGCCACCCAGUGCACAGAAAGCACCCUCUUCAAAGAUGCAUUCAUCUGAUUCAAAACAGCACUUACAAAUGAAAAAGGGAUCACAGGAACGUAGUAAGGAUAAAAUCAUGCCCCAGAGGCCUGUGAUAUCAUCAAAGCCUCAGGUAAACAAGCUAGUCAAGCAAGUUUCAUCUCAGUCUCACACUACGUCAAAUGUUCAGCGACCCAAGAAAAAGCAAUUGAGUGAAGAUGAAAAGGCUCUAAUGAUGAUCAGAAAUAUGUUCCACACCGAGAGAUAUCCGGUUUGUGAUGAUGAUGAUGAUAGUGACAUGGAGGCAAACUGGGACGAGAUUAUGAAGGAGGAAAGAAGAAGUGCUAAAAUUGCAAGGCAGGAGGACGAAGAACAAUUGAGGCUAAUAGAGGAAGAAGAGCGGCGGGAGCGGAUGAGGAAGGUGGCGAAAAAGCGCAAGCUGAGCCAGCACUGAUUGUAUCCGCCCCCCUUUUAGAUCUUAUAUUCUUAGUUCUCAACUGGGGACUUGUGCCGAAUUGUGACUGGUUCUUCUUUAAUUUUAGAGGAAAAUUUUUUUUUGCAA
Theobroma umbraticum is the source of this 1838-nucleotide messenger RNA. RefSeq lists its product as uncharacterized. Gene Ontology annotation, biological process: transcription by RNA polymerase I; nucleosome assembly. Gene Ontology annotation, molecular function: DNA binding; histone binding. The record is from RefSeq and is a predicted model, not a curated record. Lineage: Eukaryota; Viridiplantae; Streptophyta; Magnoliopsida; Malvales; Malvaceae. Gene Ontology annotation, cellular component: nucleolus.